UCGUAACAGCGAACUGAGAUACCAGAUUCAGAAAGUGUUUCAAGAUGGAUGAUAGAGAAAGGAUUUCUGCUAGUUAUUCAUCAGGAAAUGUUCCUUUAACACCGCCAGGAUUAGAAGCUAUAUAUUCCGCAUGUCGACGGUUGUAUCCCGAUCAACCAAAUCCUCUUCAGGUUACGGCAUUGGUCAAGUAUUGGCUUGGAGGACCUGACCCACUCGAUUAUAUAAGUAUGUAUGCCAAUCCAGGUGAUCCUGACCGCAAUAUACCUCCACACUGGCAUUAUAUAAGCUUUGGGCUGUCAGAUCUUCAUGGAGACUGUAGAGUAUAUGAAUUAGGCGUAGCAGAUGGUCCUAGUGGGUUUGGAUUUGAACUAACAUUUAGACUGAAACGGGAACCAGGAGAAGCUAAUCCACCAACGUGGCCAGCAGCACUGAUGCAGGCACUGGCUCGAUAUGUCUUUCAGUCAGAAAAUGUACUCUGUAGUGGUGAUCAUGUUUCAUGGCACACGCCUCUUGAUGGGAGUGAGUCCCGUAUCCAACACAUGCUUAUGACAGAAGACUCCCAGUUACAGCCUAUUUCAUCUAUAUUGGGUGUUGUUAAUUUUAUACAGAUUGUUGGAGUAUGUGGAGAAGAGUUGAAGGCAGCACAACACUGGAACGGCCCUGGAAUUAUUGAACUUUUACGAUCAAAACCUUCAGCAGGAGGACCCUGGCUAGUUACAGAUAUGAGAAGGGGAGAAACAAUCUUUGAACUAGAUCCUCAUUUAAAGGAAAGAGUAGACCAGGGCAUAGAGCAAGAAGGAUCUAACCUUAGUGGAGUCAGUGCAUGGUGUUCUUGGGAUGAACCAGGUGAUAAUGACAACAACAGUUCAGAUGGUGAUGAUGAUAAAGAGAACCGAAAGAUCAAAGAUGAGUAUGACAAUGACAGAGAGGAUGCAAGAAGGGGAAGCACUGAAACAGACAGAAGGACAAUAUCACAAUAUGAAUCUGAACAGAUAAAAGCCACCUUAAAAAAAGGUCUUAGUAGUACACACCUCCAUGUUAAAGAAGAAUCUCAGUCCACAUCAAGAAAAGAAUCUUUUGACAGUACAGUUAGUUCAGAAGGUCCAACAGAAUUAAUCAGGACAAGAUCUUUAGAAUCUGUUCAUCUCAAAUUUAAUCUUGAAGCUGGUUCAUUACUCCCACUGGCACUAAGAGGGCGUAUAAAACAUGGUCGCCAUUUCACAUUUAAAGGAAUAAUGAAUGACAUAGCAAUAACAUUAGUCUCCUCUUCUGUUGUGGGUUCAAUAACUGAUGAAGAACACCCAUUUGCUGCCCAUGGCACUUGGUUGCAGGUGCUUAUUCAAGAUGAAGCUAUUGAUGACAUGAUUGAUGAUCUAGAUGAACUUUCCAACCCAGAUGAGAUUUUGUGUCCAAAAACUUACAGCUGGCCGGAGAAAAGGUUGUGUAUUACCAUCUUGCCUGAUGAAAGCUAGUCACAGUUCUUGUUUGUUUGUCUUUAAAUUAUUUUUUAAAAAUAGAAUGAGUAAGAAACAAGUGAUAAUCUGCACUCAUUUUACUUCAAAAUAAGGUUCAGUUUUUUACCCAGACUUUAUCAUUUAAAGAGAAUAUUUUAAAAUUAUUUAUUCUUUUUGUCAUAAGUUCAUAUUAUAAACAAUAGAAUAACCUCUUUAUGUAAAGGUGCUUUAAAUAAAAAUGUUCAGAUUACAGAAAUACUGUUGUUACAGAUUCCCCUAUUUGUUAGUACAAUGAUCCUAUUGAUUUUUUGGAGGAUUAAAAUACUCAUUUUAUAUUUAGAAUAGGAAUUGUUGAUGGAAUUUGUUUUAUAUUUGUACAAUUACAGUUAGUUGUUUUAUACUUUUUAUACCAAUGACUUUUGAAAAUAUUUUUGGCAAAUUUAUUUUGCUGCUAAAAUUGAUGUUAUUUACAUAUUGUAAAAUAUUUCAGUGAAAGUUUGUCUCUGAAAUAAUACAUAACCAAUUAAAAUAUUGUAAAAAUUGUAAUUAAUUUAAAUGUGUGAAUGUUGAAUAUUGUGAGUCAAACGGAAUACCAAAAACUUGAUUAGACCAGCAUUAAUGUAUUCAUGUAUGUUACUCUUCAUGUUUUGAAUGCUGUUGUUUUCUUGUCAGCACUGGCUUUAGAACAAAAUUAAAUUUAUCGAGUUGUUUUUUUCCAGACUUUGAAAUCAACUGCCUCAAAUGCUUUUAAUAAAAGUUAUGAUUUUUCAUAUAAUGUAAAUUAACUUCUUGAAUAUACUUCUUUUAUUAGGUUAAAUAUUCUAUUUAAACAUGCAUUUCAUGUGUUCUAUAAUCAAGUGCAUGAUACAUUUUUGUUGGAAUUGUUUUAGGCUAAUUGGAUAAAUUUUAUAUGUAUCAUGUUGGUGUUGAUAAGGUUUGCUAAAAAAGUUCUUCAAUAGUGCAAUUAUUUUAAAAUAAAAUAUAUUAGCUAUUGGUGAUACCACCAUGUAUAAUCGGAAAAUUUUCAUGUAUACAUUUACUUCUGUAAAUAAAGACUGCAUUUUUCAUCUUUGACAAGUGCAAUGAGAAAUUGUUGACAGGUUUUGAUCAUAACAAAACAGCUUUCGCCUAAAUUUUGGGAAAAUUGUAUAAAAUUGUUUUUAAGAUAAAUUGCACUGUCAAACCUGUAUAUUUCUAAGUGCUGUAAUAAAUAUUU
This is a messenger RNA of Physella acuta, 2670 nucleotides long. RefSeq names its product suppressor of fused homolog. The record is from RefSeq and is a predicted model, not a curated record. Gene Ontology annotation, molecular function: transcription factor binding. Gene Ontology annotation, cellular component: cytoplasm; nucleus. Lineage: Eukaryota; Metazoa; Mollusca; Gastropoda; Physidae.